Eriocheir sinensis (Chinese mitten crab) is the source of this 743-nucleotide messenger RNA. It is a transcript of the gene awd, whose product is annotated as nucleoside diphosphate kinase B-like. Gene Ontology annotation, molecular function: nucleoside diphosphate kinase activity. The record is from RefSeq and is a predicted model, not a curated record. Lineage: Eukaryota; Metazoa; Arthropoda; Malacostraca; Decapoda; Varunidae. Bases 68 to 586 code for a protein of 172 amino acids. The transcript has 3 exons. Gene Ontology annotation, biological process: UTP biosynthetic process; GTP biosynthetic process; CTP biosynthetic process.
AUCGUACGUCUGGUCCCGCCGAGUCGAGGUCGUGCCUGCCUCCCUUUCCUCCCUCUCUUUGCGCCCCAUGCUGGUGAGCCUCGCCGCCUUGCUCUCGAUCCUCGCCCGCACCCUCACACCGCUCUACAUCAUGGUCCGCGAACGCACCUUCAUCGCCGUGAAACCCGAUGGCGUCCAGCGAGGGCUCACCGGGGAAAUUAUCAAGCGCUUCGAGGCUAAGGGAUUCAAGUUGGUCGGCAUGAAAUUUAUGCAGGCAACUGAGGACCACCUCAAGAAGCAUUAUGCCGACCUGGCUGACAAGCCCUUCUACCCUGGCCUCUGCAAAUACAUGUCAUCUGGACCCCUUGUGGCCAUGUGUUGGGAGGGAACUGGUGUGGUGAAGACCGCACGUACCAUGAUGGGAGAAACCAGGCCUGCUGACUCAAAGCCUGGUACUAUUCGAGGAGACUUCUGCAUUGAAGUUGGGAGGAACAUCAUUCAUGGUUCAGAUUCAGUAGAAUCUGCCAACAAGGAGGUUGCUCUGUGGUUCAAGCCAGAGGAACUCUUCAGCUGGACUCAGGCCAAUGAGUCCUGGAUCUAUGAGUAAGGGGCACUGGAUUGUGGGGAGGGUUUGUGGAGCUACUGUUCCCAGAGGUGAUGUUUGGUGGCUGCAUUGAUGUGCUGAUAGCAAACUACCUUCUGUUAGGGACAGUUGCCACCCCAUUUUAGCUUGGGCUAUUUGUUUAAUAAAAGUCAUUGACUAC